Messenger RNA from Stegodyphus dumicola, 756 nucleotides. Its product is annotated as secreted RxLR effector protein 161-like. Lineage: Eukaryota; Metazoa; Arthropoda; Arachnida; Araneae; Eresidae. The record is from RefSeq and is a predicted model, not a curated record.
AUGCAUGAAUCUCAUGGUGUAAAAACACCAUUAGACCAAAAUCAAGUGUUAUCUAAACUGCAGAUACCAACUAGUAAGGAACAAAAGCUACCUGUUCCUUAUCAGGCUGCCAUUGGGAGUCUUCUUUAUGCAGCUCAAGCAACACGGCCAGAUAUAACUUAUGCUGUGAAUUUCCUUAGCCAGUUCUCCAAUAAUCCGGCAAGGGUUCACUGGAAUGCUGUCAAGCGCAUCAUGCGGUAUCUUCGAGCCACUACAGAUGCUACAUUGUCUUUUUCAAAGGACCAUAGUGCUGAUGUCCUUGGUUACAGCGACUCAAACUAUGGAGGUGAUGCUGGGGAUCGACGAUCAACCACUGGAUAUGUUUUCCUCAUCGGAGGUGGUGCAGUGUCAUGGUGUAGUAAGCGUCAACCAACCAUUGCAACUAGUACAACAGAAGCCGAAUAUAUGGCUCUUUCUGCAGCUACUAAAGAAGCCAUAUGGCUCAACAAAAUUGUUAAAGAACUUGGGAUUAUUACUGCAAAGCCAGUAUUAUUAUACUGCGAUAACAACAGUGCUAUUAAUCUCAGCAAAAAUAGUGUGUAUCAUGGUAGAUCAAAGCAUAUUGAUAUACAACAUCAUUUCGUGCGAGAAGCUGUGAAACUUCAGCACAUUGACAUACAAUAUAAGACUACUAAUGAUAUGAUUGCAGACUUUUUGACAAAAAAUGUAAACAGUGCAAAACAUGAAAUGUGUGCAAAAAUGAUGGGUUUAAAAUGA